Molecule: messenger RNA, 2958 nt
Organism: Trypanosoma grayi
Lineage: Eukaryota; Euglenozoa; Kinetoplastea; Trypanosomatida; Trypanosomatidae
Exons: 1
Coding region: 1-2958 (985 amino acids)
Source: RefSeq, a predicted model, not a curated record
AUGGCAGAACUGCGGCGCGUUACCACGGCCCCUGUGGAUUGGGGUUCGUUCAGCGGUGGCAACAUUCUCGCCGUUGCAACGGGUAAGAGCCGUCGCUGUAGCGUCCGUGAGUGCAGUGUGCUUCUACUAUCUGCCAGUGGUACGGUGCUGGCCGAUGCAAAACUCGGCGGAGAGUUGGGCGACGUGAUGGACACCGCCGCUAACACCGCUGGUGUGGUGGUCUGCUGCGUGAGCCGUGGGUCUGGGCGAAGCCGGAAAACGGCGCUGGCAUUUGUCUCUGGUCCACAGUUGCUGAAACUGCAGGAGUUGCCAUACACCAGUGGCGUUGAAGAGACGCGGUGGUACAGUGUGGUCUGUCUCCGCAUUGGAUGCUGCGACGUGGCGGUCUACGGCCUCGGCACGAGUCAGCUGUUUAGCUGUACUCGCAACGGCAACGACUGCAGAUCUCGGGUGCUGUGGGACUUUGGUGACGCUUGCGUGCGACGCGUGGUGUCCGGGCGUCACGCAAACGAGGUGCUCGUGCUGCUUGACGAUGGUAGCGUGGCCGUCGUNGCGUUGCCUGAGACAGUCGACGGCAGCGGGGAUUGCCUCCUCAUGCACCACGUAAAGGUGUCGUCGACGGGUGUGCCGACUCACGCCGUAUUUGCGGGCGGUGCUGUGCUGUGGGUUCUGUGCGACGACAACGUUCUGUGCGGCUACUGGUUCCCGCCGCCGCCGGUCGACGGUGUAGAGGAGCCGCCGGUGCGGCUACACAGCGAGCAGCUUGCCCUACCGAACGGCGCAGACAACACAUCGUCUGUGUUCAUGGUGGGUGAGGGUCGUCUUGGUGGCCUUCACAUCGCUAUUCAAGAACCCACCGCAGUGCAUCUGAACGCCCUUGCGGUGCGAAGCCUUGACGGGCCGUACCAGCUACCAACGGUGACGGGCUGGUCGCGUAGUGUCUUUGUGUGGAGUGGCCACAUCCACAGCUUUGUGUUUAAACAGUGUGCCUACGAGCUACUUGUGCAGAGUGAGCUGGGGGCAUCACCGUUGAGUGUGGUGUUACUGCGACAGAAUUCUGGUGUGCUUGUCUUUGAGGAUUUACCGAAGCGUCUACUAAGUCACCAAGUUAUCUGUGCUGCACCCGAUAAACUUGAAGGGCUGCGCGAUNAGUGUGAGUCGGCGGUGCAGGCAUUGGAGGCUACUGCUGCAAAGGUGUUCGACCUACACACUACAGAGAAGGCAUUGACGCAGCUGCUGAACCUGCAGCACUGCCUGGUGGCGACGCUGCACCGUGAACGUGAGCUCAAUGCUGAGGUGCAGCCGUACCAGAGCAUCUCCAUGCACCUGAUCAAGCGGCUUCACACAGUGUACGUCCGAUUGUCUGUAUACCGUCUGCUGUACAGUUCGCAUGCCGACGAGAGGCUUGAUGUCCCACUUUACGAGACACUGGGCCUGGAGGAGGCAAUACAUACCAACAUGGCGUGCCAGGCGGAACUACGCGGGCAAUUCGAGCGGGAGUUUGGUUUGACGCCGGCCUCGGCAAUGGAAGCACUGAGUCUGUGGGGCUCUCAGGAUACCGCACCCGUCAUGUGUAUCGACGCGAUUCUCUCACACAUGGGGUGCUCACAUCAGGUCACACUGCGAGGCGUCAUUCAACAGAUCACCACAAUGCAGCCGAUAACGGCUCUCUUCGUGCUAUACUGCACCUUUAGUGCUACGCAGGGCUAUGUGCCUGCGCAGCUCGACUCCAUACGUGGAGAGUUCCUCGAUAACUUCUGCCUCCCAGCGUCGGUGAACUUGUGGGCGUACUUGUCAUUUGCUGCAGAUCAUCACGUGAGUCUUACAUCACUCAGCACGGCACACGGAUUGGGAUGGCCGCCCUUGCUGGAUCUCGUGCCUGGGAUCAUCAACGGCCUCACGUACAGCGGGGAGUACGAGCUGGUAUUCCAGCUCACCGGCUGCGUGCUCGCAGUUUCCACUGCACACGAAAUGGACGCGUCGGUGGCUGUGAAGCUGCUGUUUCUGGCGUAUAAGCGUGGGAGCGCGGCGAUGGUGGAGGCACUGUACCGUAAAGCCCGCGGCACCGUCUGGGGCAGUGUCGCUACGCACGCCCUCGCCCGGGCGGCAUUGCAGACAGAAAACAUCCAGCUGCUCAGCGGCCUUGUCACACCGCAGUCGCGCGAGGAGGACAUUGUGGAAUCCGUGCUGCGCGGAUCCCCCGACGCCCACACGUCAGACGUGGUGCUCAUGGACUUCUACAUUCUCAUGCAGCGCUACGCGGAGGCGUUACGGAUGUGCGAGCAAAUUGCCUCUCGCGGCUCUGCGGAGGCGCAGCAGGUGCAGAUCAUCGCCUCGCACCUGCGCAGUCUCAUGCCGAACGGGAACGAGUCGUACCGCCUCCGCUGCAGCGCGGCCGAGAAGGAACCUGCGCAGGCGCCGCGCAACGGCCCGUGCCGGCUGCUGCCGCUCCAGCAGCAGCAGCAGCAGCAGCUCACGACACCCAGCUGCCCCCUGCAGAACGAGGAGGAAGAGUUGGAGGAGGCAGUCGCACGGACCACCGCCCGCAUCUGUGCGCGUCGCCACGACGAGCGGCCGCAUGACGCGAUGUCUGGCAGCCACCCGCGCGAGGUGAGUGUGCUCCCAUACACCCCAACUCCCGCAGCGUCGCUGGGAAUCACGCGCGACAAAACACGCGGCACCUCGGGACGCGAUGGUAGCACCGCUGCUACACAACCAUCACUACAACACCAAAAGCAACAACAACCGGAGCUGUCGCCGUCAGUUCGACGUGGCGAGGAGAGUGUUGGAACGUUGGAUGCGUCACUGCAGACUGGGCCGCUCCGCAGCGUUGCAUUGACGGUCGCGGCCGCCUCGGUGGAGCGUGAGCCGCUCUACUGCGAGGCAAUUCUUAAGCGCAGCAAGAAACAAUGUGGGCGGAAACGUCCCUGUGAGUAUCACGACAGAGCAAGAAAGUGA